CUGCCCAAAUUUAUAUCUAAUUAUUUUAUGGCAUUCACAUUCACUUGCACAGAGAGAACUAUGAAGUAUGGGGGAGAUUCCUUGCAUCCUGUUGAUGGCUCGGAAAAAGAAUACUCUGUCUGCCUUCACUUGGGUCUGACAGAUUACAGGACAUUUAUUGGGACAAACUUGAACCCUCUUUGGGAGAAGUUUCUUGUUCCUUCAGAAGAACACCAGACCGAAGAGACACUUACGCUACAUCUAAACCGUCAGAUCCUUCAUAAACGGUUAGCAUGCAUUUGAUGACGAGGCACUCCUCAUACCCGUAC
Molecule: messenger RNA, 308 nt
Organism: Asparagus officinalis (garden asparagus)
Lineage: Eukaryota; Viridiplantae; Streptophyta; Magnoliopsida; Asparagales; Asparagaceae
Product: nudix hydrolase 9-like
Exons: 4
Coding region: 28-282 (84 amino acids)
Molecular function (GO): GDP-mannose hydrolase activity
Source: RefSeq, a predicted model, not a curated record